Molecule: messenger RNA, 4615 nt
Organism: Dama dama (fallow deer)
Lineage: Eukaryota; Metazoa; Chordata; Mammalia; Artiodactyla; Cervidae
Gene: NFASC
Product: neurofascin
Exons: 32
Coding region: 271-4290 (1339 amino acids)
Biological process (GO): brain development; cell-cell adhesion
Molecular function (GO): cell-cell adhesion mediator activity
Source: RefSeq, a predicted model, not a curated record
GCCGGGCGAGCGGCGGCGCGGGUGGCGGACAGCGCCGACUGCACCCGGGGCCGGAGCCCCUGCCCUUGCAGGUUGAUUGACUUCUGUGCAGUUUGGGACGCUGGAGUUUUCCUUGCCUCUGCAGCCGGGCAGGGAGCCCCCUCUGGCGUUACAGGAAGGAGGCUGAAUGAGGCAGAGACGCUGAACUCCGUCCGGGAGGAUCAGUUCCAGCGACUGGAGGCAGUGAGACCUCGCGGGCCGGGGCACGGGGCGCGAGGCCUGGUGCUCAGGAUGGCCGGGCCACCGCCGCCCUGGGCCUGCACAGCCGUCCUCCUCUGCGCGCUCAGCCUCAGCGGGGCCAUCGAGAUUCCCAUGGACCCAAGCAUUCAGAAUGAGCUGUCCCAGCCCCCGACCAUCACCAAGCAGUCAGUGAAGGACCACAUUGUGGAUCCCCGUGACAACAUCUUGAUUGAGUGUGAAGCCAAGGGGAACCCUGCCCCCAGCUUCCACUGGACGCGCAACAGCAAGUUCUUCAACAUCGCCAAGGACCCCCGGGUGUCGAUGAGGAGGCGGUCUGGGACCCUGGUGAUCGACUUCCGCAGUGGCGGGCGGCCCGAGGAGUAUGAGGGGGAAUACCAAUGCUUUGCCCGCAACAAAUUCGGCACGGCCCUGUCCAAUCGGAUUCGCCUGCAGGUGUCCAAAUCCCCCCUGUGGCCCAAGGAAAACCUAGACCCCGUCGUGGUUCAAGAAGGUGCCCCCUUGACACUCCAGUGCAACCCCCCACCUGGGCUUCCGUCCCCAGUCAUCUUCUGGAUGAGCAGCUCCAUGGAGCCCAUCACCCAAGACAAACGUGUCUCCCAGGGCCAUAAUGGAGACCUGUAUUUCUCUAAUGUGAUGCUGCAGGACAUGCAGACAGACUACAGCUGCAAUGCCCGCUUCCACUUCACCCACACCAUCCAGCAGAAGAACCCAUUCAACCUCAAAGUCCUGACCACCCGAGGAGUUGCAGAGAGAACACCCAGCUUCAUGUAUCCCCAGGGCACUGCAAGCAGUCAGAUGGUGCUUCGUGGCAUGGACCUCCUGCUGGAGUGCAUCGCCUCUGGGGUCCCAACACCAGACAUUGCAUGGUACAAGAAAGGUGGGGACCUGCCAUCCGACAAGGCCAAGUUUGAGAACUUCAACAAGGCCCUGCGCAUCACCAAUGUGUCCGAGGAAGACUCUGGGGAGUAUUUCUGCCUGGCCUCCAACAAGAUGGGCAGUAUCCGGCACACGAUCUCGGUGAGAGUGAAGGCUGCUCCCUACUGGCUGGAUGAACCCAAGAACCUCAUCCUGGCUCCUGGUGAGGAUGGGAGACUGGUGUGUCGAGCCAAUGGGAACCCCAAGCCCACGGUCCAGUGGAUGGUGAAUGGGGAACCUUUGCAAUCGGCACCGCCCAACCCCAACCGUGAGGUGGCCGGGGACACCAUCAUCUUCCGUGACACGCAGAUCAGCAGCCGGGCCGUGUACCAGUGCAACACCUCCAAUGAGCACGGCUACCUGCUGGCCAACGCUUUCGUCAGCGUGCUGGACGUGCCGCCUCGGAUGCUGUCACCCCGGAACCAGCUCAUCAGGGUGAUCCUGUACAACCGGACCCGGCUGGACUGCCCGUUCUUUGGGUCUCCCAUCCCCACGCUCCGAUGGUUUAAGAAUGGACAAGGAAGCAACCUGGAUGGUGGCAACUACCACGUCUACGAGAACGGCAGUCUGGAAAUCAAGAUGAUCCGAAAAGAGGACCAGGGCAUCUACACCUGUGUUGCCACCAACAUCCUGGGCAAAGCGGAGAACCAGGUCCGCCUCGAGGUCAAAGACCCCACGAGGAUCUACCGGAUGCCCGAGGACCAGGUGGCCAAGAGGGGCACCACGGUGCAGCUAGAGUGCCGUGUGAAGCACGACCCCUCCCUGAAGCUCUCGGUCUCCUGGCUGAAGGAUGAUGAGCCGCUCUACAUCAGCAACAGGAUGAAGAAGGAGGAGGACUCCCUGACCAUCUUCGGCGUGGCCGAGCGGGACCAGGGCAGCUACACGUGCGUCGCCAGCACUGAGCUGGACCAGGACCUGGCCAAAGCCCACCUGACCGUGCUAGCUGAUCAGGCUACUCCAACUAACCGUUUGGCUGCCCUUCCCAAAGGACGGCCGGACCGACCCCGGGACCUGGAGCUCACUGACCUGGCCGAGAGAAGCGUGAGGCUGACCUGGAUCCCAGGGGACGACAACAACAGCCCCAUCACAGACUACGUUGUCCAGUUUGAAGAAGACCAGUUCCAGCCAGGGGUCUGGCAUGACCAUUCCAAGUUCCCGGGCAGUGUCAACUCAGCUGUGCUCCGGCUGUCACCCUACGUCAAUUACCAGUUCCGGGUCAUCGCCAUCAACGAGGUGGGCAGCAGCCACCCCAGCCUCCCGUCUGAGCGCUACCGAACCAGCGGAGCACCCCCCGAGUCCAACCCGUCCGACGUGAAGGGAGAGGGGAGCAGGAAGAACAACAUGGAGAUCACGUGGACGCCCAUGAACGCCACCUCCGCCUUCGGCCCCAACCUGCGCUACAUCGUCAAGUGGCGGCGGAGAGAGACCCGCGAGGCCUGGAACAACGUCACGGUGUGGGGCUCCCGCUAUGUGGUGGGGCAGACCCCCGUCUACGUGCCCUACGAGAUCCGAGUCCAGGCUGAAAACGACUUUGGGAAGGGCCCUGAGCCAGACACCGUCAUCGGUUACUCUGGAGAAGAUUAUCCCAGGGCUGCACCCACCGAUGUUAAAAUCCGAGUCCUGAACAGCACCGCCAUCAGCCUGCAGUGGAACCGCGUCUACUCCGACACGGUCCAGGGCCAGCUCAGAGAAUAUCGAGCCUACUACUGGAGGGAGAGCAGCUUGCUGAAGAACUUGUGGGUGUCUCAGAAGAGGCAGCAAGCUGGCUUCCCUGGCGACCGCUUGCGUGGCGUGGUGUCCCGCCUCUUCCCCUACAGUAACUACAAGCUGGAGAUGGUUGUGGUCAAUGGGCGAGGCGACGGGCCUCGCAGUGAAACCAAGGAGUUCACCACCCCGGAAGGAGUACCCAGUGCCCCCAGGCGUUUCCGAGUCCGGCAGCCCAACCUGGAGACAAUCAACCUGGAAUGGGAUCAUCCAGAACACCCCAAUGGGAUCCUGAUUGGAUAUACUCUCAAAUACGUGGCCUUUAAUGGAACCAAAGUAGGAAAGCAGAUAGUGGAAAACUUCUCUCCCAAUCAGACCAAGUUCACGGUGCAAAGAGCAGACCCCGUGUCGCGCUACCGCUUUUCCCUCAGUGCCAGGACGCAGGUGGGCUCAGGGGAAGCAGUCACGGAGGAGUCACCAGCGCCUCCGAAUGAAGCCACUCCAACCGCAGCGCCUCCCACGUCGCCCCCGACCACGGUGGGCGUGCCCCGCACGGUGAGCAGCACCGAUGCCCCUGCCACCGCCGCCACCACCGAGGCCACAACAGUCCCCACCGUCCCACCUGUGGCACCUGCCACCGCCGCCGCCACCGAGGCCACAGCCACUGCAGCCUCCACCACCACCACGGAGAGUCCCGCCGCCACCAGGACUGAGAUCCGAGAAUCGGCCCCCGACGAGCAGUCCAUCUGGAACGUCACUGUGCUCUCCAACAGUAAAUGGGCCAACAUCACCUGGAAGCACAAUUUCGGGCCCGGAACUGACUUUGUGGUUGAGUACAUCGACAGCAACCAUACGAAAAAAACUGUCCCUGUUAAGGCCCAGGCCCAGCCCCUACAGCUGACAGACCUCUAUCCCGGGAUGACAUACACGUUGCGCAUUUAUUCCCGGGACAACGAGGGCAUCAGCAGUGCCGUCAUCACCUUUAUGACCAGUGCAGCCUACACCAACAACCAGGCGGAUAUCGCCACCCAGGGCUGGUUCAUCGGGCUCAUGUGUGCCGUCGCCCUGCUGGUGCUGAUCCUGCUCAUCGUCUGUUUCAUCAAGAGGAGUCGCGGCGGCAAGUACCCCGUGCGAGAAAAGAAGGAUGUGCCCCUUGGCCCUGAAGACCCCAAAGAAGAGGAUGGCUCCUUCGAUUACAGUGACGAGGACAACAAGCCCCUGCAGGGCAGCCAGACGUCCCUGGAUGGCACCAUCAAGCAGCAGGAGAGUGACGACAGCCUGGUGGACUACGGCGAGGGCGGGGAGGGCCAGUUCAACGAGGACGGCUCCUUCAUCGGCCAGUACACAGUCAAGAAGGACAAGGAGGAGACGGAGGGCAACGAGAGCUCAGAGGCCACGUCGCCGGUCAACGCCAUCUAUUCUCUGGCCUAACGGAGCCUUGCAGGCACAGCCGCUACUCUGCAAGCAGGAGGAGGGGAAAGGGGGAGAUGAGCCGCCGCAGACCUGCCCCAGAGCUGCCACCACCUUCAGGGACGGGGGGACAGCACGGGAGGCUGCCGAGCCGUGAGGACCGGCGACCGCCCAGCUGACCACAAGCCCCCUCCCGAUGACCCCCCGGUGCCACCUGUGGGCAAGCUGCUGCCUCGGCUCAGCUCCGCUGGAGGGAGCCCCGGUCUCUCGCUCAGCCUCACGGUCACCCCAGGCCUCCGCCACACUGCCCGCCCCCGACCUCCACACACACACUCACCAGUUUUCU